AUGGUCACGUCGCUAAAAUAUAAACGACGUGGUUUUAGAGCUGCAUUUUUCAUUGUUAACAUCUUCUCUUCACUCCUAUAUCCACACUGCAUGUCUGGCGCUCAUGAUCAACAACUAAAGAGGAAGGAAUCGGUUAUUGGUUCAGAGCCUCCCGCGUGUGGAAACAAGUGCCUGAAUUGCAAGCCUUGCCUUCCUUAUCUAUUUGACAUUCAUGGUGCUCAUGAUGAUGAUGAUGAUCGUGAACCAUACUAUCCGGUAAAGUGGAUGUGUAGAUGCCAGGAAAAGAUAUUUGGACCUCAAGAAUAGUAUCUAUACAUGCAUUAUGUAUGUAGUAAUUGUGUUGAUUGUCAUGGAUGUUCAUGAAUCCUGAUGAUCCCAUCAAUGAUGGUUCAUCGUUAUCUUUCGAGAUUAAACAAUCUUAUAAUAUGUAAACAUGUCCUCGUCUCGAAUUUUGCAUGUGUGUUCUUUAGAUACACAUCGGUAGAACCAAGUUUUUUAAAAU
Brassica oleracea var. oleracea is the source of this 502-nucleotide messenger RNA. RefSeq names its product EPIDERMAL PATTERNING FACTOR-like protein 8. The record is from RefSeq and is a predicted model, not a curated record. Gene Ontology annotation, biological process: stomatal complex development; guard cell differentiation. The transcript has 2 exons. The coding region runs from base 1 to 306 and encodes 101 amino acids. Lineage: Eukaryota; Viridiplantae; Streptophyta; Magnoliopsida; Brassicales; Brassicaceae.